UGAACAGCUCUGAUCUGAAACGCUGCAACAUUGCCUUAUGGGGAAGAAACCCCAGCAGCCUUCGAACUCCGGCCUUGGACUCUGAUAUCGAACGACCUCCGGUGGUUCCCACCCUUUCUACUUCAAUCCUUAUCUUACUCGGGGUUUCGGGAUCUUGGCCGCCGUGAUAAGAGCGUGAAGAGUGCCAUGACUUCCUCCUUUCCAUCGGGCGGGGGUUCGAGCUCGACCGCUGAUCCUUUGGCCUUCCUACGACCCAGUCUGAGUGGGCGGGGCGGCCCGCCCCCACCCAGCCGUCGUCCGGUGAACAGUGGAGGCUUGAAUCAGCCCAGUGGCAGCCACCGUUAUGGCUCCACCUUCGAUAGCACACCUUCAUUUCGACGUUUGCCCGGCAAUAGCGUUCCCGGGUCCAGCCGUCGGGAUCAGCCCAUGGGGUCCCUCGCCACUGAUUUUCACGUUCCACCUCCGACCAGUAAAAUGAUUUUGAGUCACAGCUACGGCUUCAAUACGGAGCGUCCGAGUUUCCACCAACCUUCUCAUCGUGAACACGACCAGUUUGCUCGCGGUCGACCCCAGUUGCCCGAACCUAGUAGCUCGUCAUCGUCGUUCUAUCGCAAGCCACCCAGUCCGAGGGGACGUGAAGUGCGAGGCACUUCGUUGGAUUCCGUCAUGGGUGGGGAUUUCGCCCGAAGACCACCCCCAUCUUUUCCUUCGAAUGCUCGCGACCAUGACGUUGGUCGACCCGGCGGCUUCCGGAGUUUUCGCGACUUUCCGGAAUCCCGUGGUCGCUCUCGUUCGCCUUUGCGUCGAUCCUUCAAAGAGGACCUCAUGCCACUCAUCCCGUUGCCCUCGCGGGAUGCCUUGGUCAGAUCAUUCACCAGCGAGCGACGAUUCCGCUCUCGAAGUCCACGAAGGAGCCCCACACCUCCACCGUUUCGAGGAAGCCCUGAUCGGGUCUAUGGAGCCCCACGAUUGGAACGGGAUCGGAAUGGAGACCCGAUGAGUCGAUUCUUUGAUUCGCCCCCGAGAAGACCUCUAUCACCUGCUCCGCCAUUACGUGCUCCCCCGCCUAGAGCGAUCGGCCGAUUUGACUCCAAUCCCCCGAGAUAUCGUCGCCCCAGCCUGGAUUCUGUGGUCGGAACUCGCGAUCGCUUUCGAUCGCCUGAACGGUCGGUACUUUCGCGUGAGUUUAGGCCCUCUGAUUCUUGGCUCAUGAGCAGCCCUCGACGGGAGACCCGCUUUCCAUCGCCAAGUCCCCGAGCCAGUUCCAGAGAAAACCGCUCAAGGUCCAAAGGUCGCCGUCGAAGUCCAACCCGGGAUCGAUCCUUCAAGGAUAAAAAGAGUGAGCCUGUUCGGGCCACUUCUCGAUCGCAUCGGCAUGCAUCGAAACCACCUCCCAAGGGACCCCCAACGACCACUACUCCAAGGAAAGAGCGGAAGAGUCCCCCCAGAAGACCUAGAUUUGCGGAUCCAGGAGGCAAAUCCAAGACUCCGAGCUCGCAGAAUGCCAGUUCACAUCCAAAAUCCAGGAAAGAGUCCCGAUCAAGCUCCAAAAGCAAUGCAAGUAAUGCCGAACAGACCAGAGAAAUGUCCAAUGAUCGUGAUGAGAAAUCGCGAGUGAGUGCCCUCAAGCGAUUGGGCCCCAAAUUGGGUGUGACCGAGCGACUUGGCCCCAAAACCGCCAAGAAGGAUGAUCCAAAGUCCAAAGGUGGCAAAGAUCGUGCUGAGAGUGGCAACAAUCAUGAUGGGCCCGAUAAGAGGUCGAAGGAAGAUGACUUUGAAGUCAAGGUUUCGUGUACUCCCUGUGGUACUACGUUCCCUUCAAGCAAGCAAUUCGUGACCCAUCUUCAUUCGAAUAACCACAAAGAAGCGAGUAAGGGUUUGAAGAAUCGACUUCAAGUCCUGUUAACGACCAUGAGGCAAACCCAACGGGAGCGUCAAAAGAAACUGGAAAAGGAAUUAGCGUCCACGGGACAGAAUGUGGAUCCCAACGGAAAGAAGUGGCCCACCGUGUUCUGCAAGACGUGUAAAAUAUUCUUGAGUCAAAAGAAGUCUGAACACAACAAAUGUGAAAUGCAUUUGCUCAUUUCGAGCUUCUUAAAUCCGCGGUGCCCUCCUUGUGAUGCCCAAUUCACCUCGCCAAUGGCCUUUGAAAGGCAUAUAUGUACCGUGCCUCACUUAAAGGCUCUGAGUGAGUGGGACUCGGAUGUCGUUCUCCCUUCAUUAGCUGUGAUUGAAAAACAAUUUGCGGAUAUCUCGGACAAACCCGACGUCAAAGAACCGAUUGUGGUCACGCUGGAUGAGGUCACCGUGGUAGAUUUGGACAAGUCCCCCGACACCUCCAACCACACGCAGGAGUCGACCAUAGUGGUGGAAGAGACCAAAUCAAAACUCGAUCCCGACACAGUCAUGGGUUCAGAGCACGUGAAGCCAGUGGAAAUGUAUUUCUGCGACUUGUGCCAUAAGUUUCUGCCUCGACCAGAUAACGGAAAUGCACAGAACUUGAUCGAGAGCCAUUGCAAAUCUGAAUCUCAUCAAAAGAAGUUCCUCGAAGAGCAACCGAAAGAAGAGACAGUCCUAUCUAAUAAUAGUAGCGCCGUGAGUCAAUCUCAGCCAAUAGAGACCGGAUAUUCGUACGCGGACGAUGACAAUGUCUUGGAUUUUGAGGCCGAUUCGGUGGAUGGCGAUAACUAAUUAAUCACUUCUUUUGUAAUUCUUUAGCGUGUUCUACUCCCAAGAGGAAGAAAAGGGAGCAACUAUUAUGGUGUAUGUGUUUUCUGGCGUGCUACAAGUGUUAGAUUUUCCUCUUGUUCCUAUUUUUUUGUCCGAAAAUAAAAUUGAAUAAGAA
This is a messenger RNA of Tigriopus californicus, 2845 nucleotides long. RefSeq names its product serine/arginine repetitive matrix protein 1-like. NCBI's taxonomy places the organism in Eukaryota, Metazoa, Arthropoda, Copepoda, Harpacticoida, Harpacticidae. Gene Ontology annotation, cellular component: nucleus. The coding region runs from base 187 to 2691 and encodes 834 amino acids. The transcript is spliced from 7 exons. The record is from RefSeq and is a predicted model, not a curated record.